AUGAGAGAGUCAUUGAAAGAAGAUCCUAGAGACAAUGCAAAGUUUAGAAGAAGUGCUGAUGCAGCUAAAGAGUCGAUUCGUGAUUAUUUGAGUAAUUGGAGAGGACAAAAGAGUAUAGCUGGAGAAGAAUCAUACGCGGAGCUGGAGAAAGUAAUCCGAGCUUUGGCGAAAUUUUACUCAAAGGCUGGUCCAUCUGCACCUCUUCCGGAUGAGGUCAAGACUGAGAUUUUGGAUGAUCUUAACAAGGCUGAAGAGUUUCUGUGA
This is a messenger RNA of Arabis nemorensis, 264 nucleotides long. The record is from the annotation of a GenBank genome assembly. Lineage: Eukaryota; Viridiplantae; Streptophyta; Magnoliopsida; Brassicales; Brassicaceae.